Sus scrofa (pig) is the source of this 303-nucleotide messenger RNA. RefSeq names its product C-C motif chemokine ligand 19 (gene CCL19). Gene Ontology annotation, biological process: positive regulation of cell migration; inflammatory response; chemokine-mediated signaling pathway. Gene Ontology annotation, cellular component: extracellular region. Gene Ontology annotation, molecular function: CCR chemokine receptor binding; chemokine activity. Lineage: Eukaryota; Metazoa; Chordata; Mammalia; Artiodactyla; Suidae. The record is from RefSeq and is marked provisional.
AUGGCAUCCUAUGCAGCCACACUACUGGCCCUCAGCCUGCUAAGCCUCUGGACUUCUCCUGCUCUGGGAGAUGCCAACGAUGCUGAAGACUGCUGCCUGUCUGUGACUCAGCACCCCAUCCCUGGGAAUCUGGUUCGAGCCUUUCGCUACCUGCUCAUUCGAGAUGGCUGCAGGCUGCCUGCCGUGGUGUUCACCACGCUGAAAGGUCGCGAGCUCUGUGCACCCCCUGGCCAGCCCUGGGUGGAGCGCAUCAUCAAGAGACUGAAGAGGAAAUCUGCUAAGAGCAAGCACCACCGCAACUAG